GUAUUGUUUACAAACACACGAGGCGGCGGUGGUGGUGGCGGAGGCAGAAGAAGCCACGUGAGGCCAUAACACACCAUUCCCAGAGCCUCAACAGCCUCCAGACUCGGGGAAUAGCCGCGAGGCCUCCCCAGAAUGCACACAGACGGCCGGCAGUGUGAGGUGUGUCGCGGGGCGGCUGCCAAGUACAGGUGUCCGCGGUGCAGGCUCCAGUACUGCAGUGUUGGGUGCUACAAGACCCACCAGAGUGAGCUGUGCCGGCCCGCCCAGCCCCCAUCCCGCCAGGAGGUGCAGGACACUGAGGCCCGCACCUCUAGGCAGCAAGUCCUUUUCCCCACGGAUGACACUGUUCCUCCCCGCACGCUGGAGAAGCUGAGAAAAAACGACAAGCUGAAAGCCCUGCUCGGCAACCCACACCUUCAGGAUAUGCUUGGUGAGGUGGACGGGGCCGCCAACGCUCAGGUGGCGAUGCGGCGGGCAAUGGUAGAGCCGAUCUUCACCGAGUUUGCGGACGUUGUGCUGGGCGUGGUGGAGCCUGACCUCGAGGCUGCCAACGCUCCUCCACCCAAGAAUAAGAGGGAGGCAAAGUAGUGGGCGUGUGCGUGGUGGUGGUGGCGGUGGUGAACGCGGCGCCCCACCACAGCUCGGGGAGGCACCUGCGCGUGGCUGACGGGACACUGACGGGGGGUGGAGGCGCGAAGGUGCUGGCGGCGGCGCGGGGGAAGCGGAGCGUGACCAAGUUUGACGAAGAGGAGUGUGACGAGUGGGAGCUCCUAUUAUCGCCGUCGAGGAAGCGUCCACACCAGCAGGGAGGUCCUGAUGAUGCCACGAGGAAGAGGGAGGCGCUGGAGGUCGACGUCGGCACGGGGAUAAUCGUUCAACCAGGAGGCAUAACGACGCAGCGCCCAUUCCGCUUCCCGCAAAACCGCCCCUUCACCCCUAUCGGGCCUGACACCACCACCCAACGACCCAUCAACUUCCCCAAUCCUAGACCCCAACGUCCUCAAGCCACUCCCUCACCCCCAGUUGGUCCCACGCAGCCACAGCCUCCUUCCACGAUCUAUCACAACCCGUUUUUCCCCACUAAUCUUUUCCCAUCGUCCAGACCCAACCCUUUUUCCCCUACUCCAAUUACCCCGGGCCCAGUUCCUCCAAGCUUGACUCCUCAACCGGUACUCCCUUCAGGUUUUACCCCAGGGCAGACCACACCGAACUCUCUCUUCCCUGGUUUACCCACUCGGAGACCCAGCUUUACCCUCCCAUCGAAUCUAGGACCAGACUAUAUCCACCCUACGACACUCCGCCCGAGGUACCCAGGAGGUUUCCCUUUCUCUGUGGCCCCGACUACGCGAAAACCAUGUAGCUGCCGGAACCACACGAGUCCCACCGCCCCCCCUCCGGUCCUUUUCACCCCUGCGGCUCCUAUCGGGCAGCCAGUCUCCCCUGCCACACCACAGAUUUUACGCCCAUCACCUGUCCCGUCGCCUGUCACUCCACGCCCACAGUUCCCCACACUACUUAGAGGCCGACGCCCAACGGUAGCUCUUGGACCGCCUGCUACCCAGCGCCCACGGUUCCCAAGUUUUACAGGAGUCCGCCGCCCAUCACCUGUCGGAUCGCCUGUUGCCUCACGCCCGCAGUUCCCCGAUCGCUCUUUCAACAUUCCACGCCCUAUUACGCCUCUUCCUGGGGGUUUCGGGGCUACUGUGAGACCGAAUUUCACCCCCUUCACCUCUUUCCCCAAUAACCAAGCUCGCCCUAUCAUCAUUGUGCCUUACAACCCGCAAAAUGUCAUCGGUGUCAAUACAAGGCACCCGACGUCCAACUUCUUGCUGCCUCGUUUCCCCGAUCGUCAGCCAACCAACGCGCGAGGCUUCGUUCCCGCCCCAUCGCCUCUCAGAGUGUAUUACAUCAAUCAGGCGAGGCAACAAGCUCCCAAAGAACAAAUCAAGCUUAAUGAAACCACAGAAAAAUGACCCCAUUCGUGAUCCCAAAGGAGAAAUCGAGAUGAAGGAGACCAAAGAGGAAUGACUUGACUCCGGCCGUUCGUGGGUCGCUCAAGACUGCUUGUUAAACGCCGUGCCAGGUGUAAUGCGGCCUCCAAAGGUGUUAAGAACAGUUUUUUCGUAUAAAGUUUCUCUGGUUUCUGCUUCAAGAGUUAAAAUAGAACAUGUCAUUGAUUUGUAUGGGACAGGUAUGUAUAUGUGUGUGUAUGGUAGCUUCUGGAGAUGAAUAAAACUUAAUUGGAAAGCAC
Molecule: messenger RNA, 2251 nt
Organism: Eriocheir sinensis (Chinese mitten crab)
Lineage: Eukaryota; Metazoa; Arthropoda; Malacostraca; Decapoda; Varunidae
Product: zinc finger HIT domain-containing protein 3-like
Exons: 6
Coding region: 133-588 (151 amino acids)
Biological process (GO): maturation of LSU-rRNA from tricistronic rRNA transcript (SSU-rRNA, 5.8S rRNA, LSU-rRNA); box C/D snoRNP assembly; snoRNA localization
Cellular component (GO): nucleus; pre-snoRNP complex
Molecular function (GO): protein binding
Source: RefSeq, a predicted model, not a curated record